Hyaena hyaena (striped hyena) is the source of this 2887-nucleotide messenger RNA. It is a transcript of the gene LEP, whose product is annotated as leptin. Gene Ontology annotation, molecular function: peptide hormone receptor binding; hormone activity. The record is from RefSeq and is a predicted model, not a curated record. Lineage: Eukaryota; Metazoa; Chordata; Mammalia; Carnivora; Hyaenidae. The transcript has 2 exons. Gene Ontology annotation, cellular component: extracellular region. Gene Ontology annotation, biological process: response to insulin; positive regulation of p38MAPK cascade; positive regulation of phosphatidylinositol 3-kinase/protein kinase B signal transduction. Bases 24 to 527 code for a protein of 167 amino acids.
AGAAGUACAUCCUGGGAAGGAAAAUGCUUUGUGGACCCUUGUGCCGAAUCCUGUGGCUUUGGCCCUAUCUGUCCUAUAUUGAAGCUGUGCCGAUCCGAAAAGUCCAGGAUGACACCAAAACCCUCAUCAAGACGAUUGUCACCAGGAUCAAUGACAUCUCACACAUGCAGUCUGUCUCCUCCAAACAGAGGGUUGCCGGUCUCGACUUCAUUCCUGGACUCCACCCUGUUCUGAGUUUGUCCAAGAUGGACCAGACGUUGGCCGUCUACCAACAGAUCCUCGCCAGUCUGCCUUCCAGAAAUGUGGUCCAAAUAUCUAAUGACCUGGAGAACCUCCGGGACCUUCUCCACCUGCUGGCUUCCUCCAAGAACUGUCCCUUGCCCCGGGCCAGGGGCCUGGAGACCUUCGAGAGCCUGGGCGGUGUCCUGGAAGCCUCACUCUACUCCACGGAGGUGGUGGCCCUGAGUAGGCUACAGGCAUCUCUGCAGGACAUGCUUCGGCGGCUGGACCUCAGCCCUGGGUGCUGAGGCCUCGAAGGCCUUUCUUCCCAAAGUCAAGGAGAAAACCCUGGGCUCCCAGGUGUCCCCAGGAGAGAGCCCAUGUGGGUGUCCUUUAUCUAGGCCCCAGGCCAUUUGUCUCUCACACCUCUGAGCCACUCUUCAAAAGGCAUACGCCUUCAAGGCACAAAACGGAAGACAGAAUGCAUGAUUCCGUGCUCACCGGGAAGGGGGACCCACCCAGCAAACAGUGAACCGGACCUGAGGAUCCCACAAGAGCCUUCCUUCCUGUGCCCCUCCCCUUUCACCGCAUGCUUCAGCGUGACCUGGGGUGAUUUCAGGAGGCACCCGCCAAGCCUUUGGACCAUCAAAGCGAGGUUCUACCUGAGAAUUCUGGGAGCACCGUGACGGUUACAUCCACAGAGCUGCAAACCCGCAAGCCACACAUUAUUUAUUAUGCAUUUUAUUCUGGAUGGAUCUGAAGCCAAACAUCAGCUUUUCCAAACUCUCUGGGGCCAGCCAGGGCUGGCUGCUUCCAGCCCCACCGGUGGGCCUGGUGGGGUAAACCCAUUUCUAGUGACUUGAGGGCUCUCAAGUUAGUUCUUUGGUAACUGGUUUUGUUUCUACUGUGACUGAUGUGAAAUUACAGUGUUUGCAAUGGCAUUGCCCUGAGCAGAUCUCCAAGGACCAGGUUCUUUCAAAACGAAGAUGAAUUUUGUCAAGUGUGAUAUACAGAUGUGUGCACCUGGAGGUGGGGGGGUGUGUUAACGGAAAGAAGAAGGAUCAGAAUGUAUUUUCUGAAUUACAUUUGUGUGACGGACUCUCCGUAUGGGGUGGAGUCAUUUUCUCCUCUCUACAGCCACUUAGUGUGGUUUUCUUGAAAAUAACAAAGGAGAUGACUCCUUCAGAGGGGUUGUGGGGUUUUGCCAGCCACCUAUGGAGGGAGGCUGAGACCUGUCUAUUGGGACAGUUGUGAGCUCUGGCCUUCUCCGAUUGCUGCAGAGAGGUCUUUCUUAUCAGGGAGCAAGGAUCCCUCACUGGAGACCGUGAUCGCCAGAGCAGGGGUCCUUGGUAUGGCCCUUGGAAUGGUCGGGGAUGAUCCCACACUGGAUUUACAACACAGUGGUACCCCUACUUGGGAUUUGCAUGCCAGAUUGUGGUUCUCAUCAGACUGGCUCACCCAAAGCAUGACCAUGUUUGCUACCCAUUCGGUGUGGAUUUUUAUUCCAGUGAGAAGGUCUGUGGGCUUUAGCAGGUGGUCCCAAGACCUGGGCCAGCACAGCUCAGUGCCAGGACCCCCAGGCCAGGCCGCCAGGAGCGCCCUUCCCACUAGAGGUCAUGUUUGGUGGGAUGAAUGAACAAGGAGGCUUGGGUUUUCCACGGUCCUGCCACUGUGAUGAGGCAGUCACAUUACAGGUGGUGGAUCUGUCCAAGGAAAUUCGAAUCAAAGCUCUCAACGUUAAGACUGAGCACCUACUUCGUGUUCAGCCCUGAUUGGUGCUAUGGGUUAAAGAAGCUCACCAAGUGAACAUUAAAAUCCAGUCUUGCCCUCAGGACCUUGCAUUCCAGAUGGUAAAAACCCUACACAGCCACACGCAAAGGCUGGCCUUUCACCAUGGCAACCAAGCUGCCAAGAGUACGUGCUCCUGGGCAGGGUGGUGUGCUCAGGGGCCCACUGGCUAACCCUGCUUGCACUUGGUAGCGUUUUUGCUUUUCAGGGCCUGGCAGCAUUUAUUACUGUGUAACCACAUCCCAUUUUGAAGCAGCUUGGCUGACCGUUUAAAAAUAAGAAAAUACCUAAGACCGUGACAGCAGAUGGGUAGAAGGGCUAAGACUAGAGAGAGUUCAGGUCCUCUGACUCCCCAGAGUGUCUCUGGAGCCAGGUAGUGCUCCCUAGAGGUGCAGAUAGCACUGGGCAAGGGAGACCAGGAGUGCUUGUGGGGAGAGAGGAGCUGGAGGCAAAUUUGCAGGAGGUGAAGGAUGUGACUUGCUGGAGAGAGGAGGCUGUUUUAUUCAUGCUGAGACACCAGGGUGAAGGCAGAUGCAGCCAGUUAUAAAGAAAGACAGACAAAGGAAAGAUGGGAGGGACAGGGACACGUGGAAGAGGACUUCUGUGGCAAAGAAGUUUGGUAUCGAAAGGGUUAAGAGUUGAAAGUUCUAGAGCAGAGCUAUUCACGAGAUGGACAGAGUAAGGCCCCUUCUGGAGAAUGUGACCCAGAGAAUCACUACCACCCAGUCAAGCUGGGAUCUUUUCAUUCACCAAAACCCGGCCUCUGGCUUAUUCUCAGAGUGUAAAAGUUCUAAAAUGUAAAUGAUUGUCCUUUUAUGUAACUUCGAAAAAUUUUUUUGGUUGUUAAAAAAAAAUCCAAAUAAAUUAACUUUGCCCCCUG